This is a messenger RNA of Cladophialophora immunda, 1671 nucleotides long. RefSeq lists its product as uncharacterized. The transcript has 5 exons. Bases 255 to 1496 code for a protein of 413 amino acids. Gene Ontology annotation, cellular component: CAAX-protein geranylgeranyltransferase complex. The record is from RefSeq and is a predicted model, not a curated record. Lineage: Eukaryota; Fungi; Ascomycota; Eurotiomycetes; Chaetothyriales; Herpotrichiellaceae. Gene Ontology annotation, biological process: protein geranylgeranylation. Gene Ontology annotation, molecular function: CAAX-protein geranylgeranyltransferase activity.
CAGAUAUUCUACUCCAUUUUUCUGGGAUACCCGAUCCAUACUUUGGAUUGGCUCGUAGAGCCCUGCAAACUUGAUCUUCUCUUCUGGAUCCUUGGGGUCAAAAGUCAUCUGGAGACGGCUGGGAUCCGAGAAAGCACGGUGCAUUUUGUGCAGCGAACCUACAUUGAUGACUUUGGCUUCCGCCGCACGCUCUCCGGAUUGCACUCUGGCGACGAGUUUCUCUUGAAAUCUUACGGCGAUCUGGCUCUUGCAACAUGGCCUACGAGGAGGAAUACCUCCUUGACAGGGAGCGUCACGUAAAAUAUUGGAAAAGGUGUGCGCAAAUCCUGCCCGAACCUUACACCUCAGGCGAAGCCAGCCGAAUGAGUUUCGGCUUCUUCAUCGUGGCUGCGCUGGAUCUGCUAGGAGCACUCGACAUCGUCAUCACGCCAUCCGAGAAACAUGGUUGGAUCGAGUGGAUAUACACCUGUCAGGUCCCUCACACAGGCGGCUUCCGAGGUUUCACAGGCACCAUGCUGGGUGGCCAGAGGAGUUACCACAACUGGCACUGGGAUCCCGCCAACCUGCCAAAUACCUACUUUGCGCUGGCUACUUUGGUGAUUUUGGGAGAUGACCUUUCCAGGGUGAAGAGGAAAGAAUGCCUUGCCUGGGUGGCUGGUUUGCAAAGGCCCAAUGGUAGCUUUGGGGAAUUCCUCGGAGAGGACGAUCAGGUCGAAGGGGCGGAUGAUCCAAGACUCUGCAUGUGCGCCGUAGGCAUUAUCAGAAUAUUACAAGGAUAUGGGGAGCACGCGGAAAGGUCGCAGUUCGACGAAGCAGCCUUGCAGAGGUAUAUUGCCAAUUGUCAGUCUCAUGAAGGCGGGAUUGGUCAAGCUCCGCUUCUCGAAGCUCACUCCGGGCUGAAUUACUGUGGCAUCGCUGCACUCUCAUUUCUCGCGCUGCUUCAACAGCCUGUGGUAUCCGUGCAGGAGAUGGCAGAACGAGCCAACGUCGACACUGCCAUCUGUACCAGAUGGAUGCUAGAUCGACAAACAACAUGGAUAGAAGAGGACGAGGACGAAGACGAGGACGAAGAGGGUCAACCUGGAGACCGAGCCGAUACGGGCAGCAACCACGAAGCUCAGCCGUCGUCCUUUGAUGUCUCCGGCAUGCACACCAGCCUGGUCACGCAGGGGUUGAUUGCUGGAUUUUGCGGCCGUUGUGGGAAGAUUGCAGACACUUGUUACUGCUUCUGGAACGUGGGAGCCCUUGCAAUUCUGCAACAGCAUCAUCUCGUUGAUGUCGACUCGUUGAGGAGAUAUCUUCUGGGAAAAGUCACCCACGUUAUCGGAGGAUUUGCGAAAGGCCCUGGCGAACUGCCGGAUCUCCUGCACUCAUAUCUUGGGCUUGCAACCCUGGCAAUAUACAAUGAGCCCGGGCUGAAAGAGCUGGAUCCCACAUUUUGUAUCAGCAAAGAUGCCGUACAGAGAUUGAGCAAGGUCGCGCGGUGGCAAAGCUAGGAUUUAUACGACUUGUGCUUGUACUCGUAAGUAAGGGGGAGCUUUGGUGAGGCGCAGCAAGCCCCUCAGAUGGCCCGACUGCGGUCGAUUUUCGUAUUCCAUUGUCCAUUCUGGCUCCUCCCGCUGGCCGCCCAGGACAUGGCCACACGUGGCCCUGGCCGCCAGCGCGGCUGAC